This is a messenger RNA of Cygnus atratus (black swan), 701 nucleotides long. RefSeq names its product mitochondrial fission process 1 (gene MTFP1). NCBI's taxonomy places the organism in Eukaryota, Metazoa, Chordata, Aves, Anseriformes, Anatidae. The transcript is spliced from 4 exons. The record is from RefSeq and is a predicted model, not a curated record. The coding region runs from base 43 to 531 and encodes 162 amino acids. Gene Ontology annotation, biological process: mitochondrial fission. Gene Ontology annotation, cellular component: mitochondrion.
GCUGGGGGCGGGGCCUGGAGCGCGCGGCGGCGGGAGCGCGCCAUGGGGGCGGCGGAGCCCGACCUCUACCGGGACACGUGGGUCCGCUACCUGGGUUACGCCAACGAGGUGGGCGAGUCCUUCCGCCCCCUCGUCCCGGUGGCGGCCGUGUGGGCCAGCUAUGGGGUGGCCACAGCCUACGUGACCGCCGAUGCCAUCGACAAGGGCAGGAAAGCGGCAGCGGCCCACGUGCACGACCCCAGCAAGGCGACGCGGGUGGGGGUGGCGGUGGCAGACACCUUCGUGUGGCAGAGCCUGGCCUCCGUGGCCAUCCCCGGCUUCACCAUCAACCGCCUGUGCGCCGCCUCCCUGGCCCUGCUGGGCUCCCUCACCCGCUGGCCUCUGCCUGUCCGAAAGUGGGCCACCACCGCCCUGGGGCUGGCUGCCAUCCCCGUCAUCAUCACACCCAUCGACAGGACCGUGGAUUUCCUGAUGGACUCCAGCCUCCGCAAGCUCUAUGGCAGCGAGGGAGAGCCCCCAUCCUCCCCCUGAGCCCCAUCCCCACGUGGGGACUUAGCCAGCGGAGCCAGGCAGGGAAACUGAGGCACAGUGCUGGUUCUGGAGUGCUGCACCGCCUUCACUGUGAACCCACACUCAGGUUGUGGCCAUGGGGUGGAAGCAUCCGCCCUGUGCCUGGUCCUAAUAAAUCAUUUCAGAUGUCA